Molecule: messenger RNA, 1663 nt
Organism: Rattus rattus (black rat)
Lineage: Eukaryota; Metazoa; Chordata; Mammalia; Rodentia; Muridae
Gene: Spag16
Product: sperm associated antigen 16
Exons: 19
Biological process (GO): axoneme assembly
Cellular component (GO): axonemal central apparatus
Molecular function (GO): protein binding
Source: RefSeq, a predicted model, not a curated record
AUGGCUGCUCCUUCUGGGGUCCCGCCGAUGCGGGUGCUGGAAGAGCUGGGCAUUAACUUGUCACCCACGGGCGAGGUGACAGAGACAGAGGCGGUGGCCGCCGACGGCGCCUACUACCUGGAGCAGGUCACCAUAACUGAAACAUCAGAAGAUGAAUGUGAAUAUGAAGAGAUACCAGAUGACAAUUUCAGCAUUCCAGAAGGAGAAGAAGAUCUGGCAAAAGCAAUUCACAUGGUUGACGAGCAGGCCACAGACACGCACAUUUUGGAACAACAGACCAUUCUUCCUUCAAGGCAUGUAAUGCAAGAAGCCAUCGAAGACUUUCUUUGCAAUUUUCUGAUCAAAAUGGGAAUGACCAGGACUCUGGACUGCUUUCAGGCCGAAUGGUAUGAGUUAAUACAGAAGACAGGAUCUGACCUUAGAACACUCGGUAAUGUUCCAGAUGUCUACAGCCAGGUGAUGCUUUUAGAGACUGAGAACAAAAACUUGAAGAAAGACUUGAAACACUUCAAACAGGCAGCUGAAAAGGCCAAAGAAGAUCUGCUGAAAACCCAGAAGGAACGGAACUUCCAUCGCAUGCAUCAUAAGCGCAUACUGCAAGAAAAGAACAAGCUCAUUGCUGACCUCAAAGGGCUGAAAUUGCAUUAUGCAUCUUACGAACCAACUAUAAGGGUGUUACAUGAGAAACAUCAUGCUUUACUGAAGGAGAAAAUGCUGACCUCUUUGGAAAGAGAUCGAGCUGUUGGGAAGAUUUCUGGGCUUCAAGCAACACUGAAGAACAUAGACAUAGGACAUAUUCAGGUCCCUAUAAUCAAAGGAUCUUAUGAGACUGCUUCUAUCAUCAGAGAGCUGGGAGACAAAGCUGGUCACACCUAUGAGAAAGAAAACAGUUCAGAGGGCCCUACUCAAAAAAAUCUUCGUGAAGCCAGGGAGGAGAAUGGCUAUAAAACAAAGAUAAGGAGUGAAAGAAAGGAUACAGAGAUACCUUACAAAAUUCAGCCAGAUCCCCAUCAGUCUAUGUGCACUGAAAACCUGAAAGCUUGAAAGCUCAAUUAUUUGUUUCUGAAUAUUGCCUCCAUUCACUCGAUACCAGUACUGUGUAUCGUCAUGCAUCCCUUAAGAGACUAUCUGGUCUCCUGUAGUGAGGAUCGUCUCUGGAAGAUGGUGGGCCUCCCAAAGGGCAAUGUAAUUCUUACGGGAUCUGGCCACAGUGACUGGCUGUCCGACUGCUGCUUCCAUCCAAGAAAGGGUCACAUAAUAGCAUCCUGUGAUUCCCGGGGAGUUAUAAAGCUAUGGGACUUCCGGAAGCUCAUUCCAAUCGUGUCCAUUGAUGUGGGUCCAAGUCCUGGCAAUGAGGUGAAUUUUGACCCAUCAGGUCGAGUUUUAGCUCAGGCGAGUGCCAACGGGAUUAUCCAUUUGCUGGAUCUUAAAUCCGGGCAAAUUCACAAACUGGUGGGCCAUGAGAGUGAAGUGCACACUGUGAUAUUUUCCCACCGUGCGGAGAAUCUGUACUCUGGUGGUUCUGACGGCACCAUUCGGUUGUGGCUCUGAUCAGCAAAAGCAUACCCUGAUGCAAAGGGCAUUCCCUCCACAGCUCAAAAAUGCUCCAUACGGUCUGCUUACAAGCCAGCAACUAGCUGGAUAUAACGACCAAUAAAUAAAA